GACCCCGCUGGCAUAUUUGAACUGGUGGAGGUGGUUGGGAAUGGGACGUAUGGACAGGUCUAUAAGGGCCGCCAUGUCAAGACAGGGCAGCUGGCAGCCAUCAAGGUCAUGGACGUCACAGAGGAUGAGGAGGAAGAAAUAAAGCAGGAAAUCAACAUGCUGAAGAAAUACUCCCACCACCGUAACAUCGCCACCUACUAUGGGGCCUUCAUCAAGAAGAGCCCGCCCGGGAAUGAUGACCAGCUGUGGCUGGUGAUGGAAUUCUGUGGGGCCGGUUCUGUCACAGACUUGGUCAAGAACACUAAGGGCAAUGCGCUGAAGGAGGACUGCAUCGCGUACAUCUGCCGGGAGAUCCUGCGGGGCCUGGCUCACCUACAUGCUCACAAGGUGAUCCAUCGGGACAUCAAAGGGCAGAAUGUGCUGUUGACAGAGAAAGCCGAGGUGAAGCUGGUGGAUUUUGGGGUGAGCGCCCAGCUGGAUCGGACGGUGGGGCGCAGAAACACCUUCAUUGGCACCCCCUACUGGAUGGCCCCGGAGGUGAUUGCCUGCGAUGAGAACCCUGACGCCACAUACGACUACAGGAGUGACAUCUGGUCCCUCGGCAUCACUGCUAUCGAGAUGGCUGAGGGGGCACCACCACUGUGCGACAUGCACCCCAUGCGAGCGCUUUUCCUCAUCCCCCGCAACCCACCACCCAAGCUCAAGUCCAAGAAAUGGUCCAAGAAAUUCAUCGACUUCAUAGACACUUGCCUGAUCAAAGCCUACAUGAACCGCCCACCCACUGAGCAGCUGCUGAAAUUUCCCUUCAUCCGUGACCAGCCCACUGAGCGCCAGGUCCGCAUCCAGCUCAAGGACCACAUCGACCGCUCUCGCAAGAAGAGAGGAGAGAAGGACGAGACAGAGUAUGAGUACAGCGGCAGUGAGGAGGAGGACGACAGCCACGGGGAGGAAGGGGAGCCCAGCUCCAUCAUGAACGUGCCGGGCGAGUCGACACUGCGGCGGGAAUUCCUGCGCCUGCAACAGGAGAACAAGAGCCACUCGGAGGCGGCGCUCAAGCAGCAACAGCAGCUGGCAGCCCAGCACCGCGACUCAGAGGCCCACAUCAAACAGCUGCUGCACGAGCGUCAGCGCCGGAUUGAGGAGCAGAAGCAGGAGCGGCGGCGCGUGGAGGAGCAGCAGCGUCGGGAGCGGGAGCAGCGCAAGCUGCAGGAGAAGGAGCAGCAGCGGCGGCUGGAGGACAUGCAGGUGCUGCGGCGGGAGGAGGAGCGGAGGCAGGCAGAGCGUGAGCAGGAGUACAAGCGGAAGCAGCUAGAGGAGCAGCGGCAGUCAGAGCGGCUCCAGCGCCAGCUGCAGCAGGAACACGCCUACCUGAAGUCCCUACAGCAGCAACAGCAGCAGGGGGCGCCAGCGAGUGACAAGAAACCUCUGUACCACUACAACCGCAGUGCCCAUGCUGCUGACAAGCCCACCUGGGCCCGGGAGGUGGAGGAGCGGACACGACUGAAUAAGCAGAGCUCGCCAGCAGCCCAGACGAAGCUGGGUGGCACCAUGUCAGACCCUGCCCUUCAAACACGCCCAGAGUCAGUGUCCCUGGGCUCUGGCCCGGCAGCCCAGACUCCGCCCAUGCAGCGCCCCGUUGAGCCUCAGGAGGGGCAGCACAAGAGCCACUUGGCACACCGCGUGCCGCUGAAGCCCUACGCUGCGCCAGUACCACGCUCCCAGUCCCUGCAAGACCAACCCACCAAGAACGUGGCAGCCUUCCCUGUGCAGGACCCGGCUGCUCCCACCCCACCCCGUAACGCCAUGAUCCGCCAGAACUCAGACCCCACCUCGGAGACACCUGCACCACCCACACGAACCAACGCCGCUGACCCGCGGGGGCCAUGGGUCCGCACGGAGCCUGAGGCCCCGCCCAAGGUCCCCCAGCGAACAUCAUCCAUCGCCACUGCACUCAACACCAGUGGGGCCGGGGGCAGCAGUCGGCAGGGCCACGCUGUGAGAGCCAGCAACCCGGACCUGCGGCGCAGCGACCCUGGGUGGGAGAGGGCCGACAGCCUGCUGCAGGCGAGCAGCACCAACCUGCCCCAAGCUGGCUCCUUGGAGCGCAACCGCAUCGGGGCUGCGUCCAAGAGGGAGAGCUCCCCCAUCCUACCCCCUGUGAGCAAGCCCAAGGUGGAGGAUCACCGUUCACGCCCCGGCCGGCCUGCGAGCUAUAAACGCGCCAUCGGCGAGAACUUCGUGCUGCUGAAGGAGAGGCCUGAGGAGCCCCCCAAACCUCCCAGCAAGGCCAUGGACUACUCCUCCUCCUGUGAGGAGCUGGACAGCAGUGAGGAAGAGGACGAAGAGCCAGAAGGCGAGCCCCAGGAUGGGCGGGGGGAAUCUGCCGGGACCAGGGAUGGUGACACGGACAGCGUCAGCACUAUGGUGGUGCACGAGGUGGACGAGCCGUCGGGCAGUGGUUCGGAGAGCGGCUCCUAUGGCGGGGAUGGCACCCUGCUGGUGCAGCGGUUGUGGGGGGCCUGGCGGGGAGCCUUGGCCAGGGGUGAUCCCACUGUCAGGGAGAAGGAUUGUGGGGGAGCAUUUUACCCUGCCUCUCCGUGUGUUCAUUCCCUGCAGUACCAGUCGCGGGGGCUGGUCAAGGCCCCUGGCAAAAGCUCCUUCACCAUGUUCGUGGACCUGGGCAUCUACCAGAGCGCGGGUGGCGGGGACAGCAUUCCCAUCACUGCGCUGGUGGGGGCUGACCCCAGCCAGCUGGAGCAGCUGAAGCUGGAGGUGCGGAAGGGCUCAGUGGUGAACGUGAACCCUACCAACACGCGACCCCACAGCGACACCCCCGAGAUCCGGAAGUACAAGAAGCGCUUCAACUCAGAGAUCCUCUGUGCUGCUCUGUGGGGCGUGAACCUGUUGGUGGGCACGGAGAGCGGGCUGCUGCUGCUGGACCGCAGCGGGCAAGGCAAGGUCUACGGGCUGAUCAGCCGGCGCCGCUUCCAGCAGAUGGAUGUGCUGGAGGGCCUCAACCUGUUAACCACCAUCUCGGGAAAGAGGAACAAGUUGCGCGUCUAUUACCUGUCCUGGCUGCGCAACAAGAUCCUGCACAACGACCCCGAGGUGGAGAAGAAGCAGGGUUGGACCACCGUGGGUGACAUGGAGGGCUGCGUGCACUACCGUGUGGUAAAGUACGAGCGCAUCAAGUUCCUGGUAAUCGCCCUCAAGAACUCGGUCGAGGUCUACGCCUGGGCUCCCAAACCCUACCACAAGUUCAUGGCCUUCAAGUCCUUCGCAGACUUGCCACACCGCCCUCUGCUGGUGGAGCUGACAGUGGAGGAGGGUCAGAGGUUAAAGGUCAUUUAUGGGUCAUGCGCCGGGUUCCAUGCCAUUGAUGUGGACUCGGGAAACAACUACGACAUCUACAUCCCCGUGCAUAUCCAGACCCACAUCACGCCCCACGCCAUCAUCUUCCUGCCCCACACAGAGGGCGUGGAGAUGCUGCUCUGCUAUGAGGACGAGGGCGUCUACGUGAACACCUAUGGGCGCAUCAUCAAGGACGUGGUGCUGCAGUGGGGGGAGAUGCCCACCUCUGUGGCGUACAUCUGCUCCAACCAGAUCAUGGGCUGGGGUGAGAAGGCCAUUGAGAUCCGCUCCGUGGAAACCGGCCACCUGGACGGCGUGUUCAUGCACAAGCGGGCCCAGCGGCUCAAGUUCCUCUGCGAGCGCAAUGACAAGGUUUUCUUUGCCUCCGUCCGCUCCGGGGGCAGCAGCCAGGUUUACUUCAUGACACUCAACAGAAACUGCAUCAUGAACUGGUAAGGUCCCGCCCGCAUGUCUGGUGCUGCCUCUGGAGGGGCGGGGCCAGGCCAGCCUAGACACUGGAUCCAUGUGCCGGAGACUCCGCCCCACAGCCACUGAGGAUCAGGACGGACCAAUCAGCAGAACCGAUGCCUUGACCACCUUCUUCCCCACCUAUGUUUGAUGCUGCUUUGGGGGGGAUUUCCAUCACGACAGUGUUCCCCCUCCCUCCCCAUGACUGACAAACUGAGUGAACUCCCCCUGCUUCACUUUCCCCUUCCCUUGGCUCCAUGUGACUCACUCUGUUUAUAGCUGCGAGGGGGCCUUGUGUAACCAACAGCCCUGCCCCAGAGGUGGCUGCUUCUCUGCAGCUUCCUAACGAUUCCAGGUGUACGUGGGGUGAAGGGCAAGCUCCCCUGUGAAACACAAGGAAGGUGGCUGCAGGCCCAGGCUGGGGGGAUCCCCCAGUGCUGUAGGUGUGGGGUGCUGCACCUUUUCCCCCACCCCAACCUCAUGGAGGGGACUCAGAGUAGCUGGGGGCAUAAACCCAUAGCUUUGUGCCAAUUUCGCUUUGCUUACAGGUAGGGUCGGGGCUGGGCUUGGGGUCCAGGGCACUUUCAGCCACAUGUGUAAGCGCUGUGGUGGUGGUAGGGAAUCCCCCAAAGCACCCCUUUGACUGCCUUGUGCACCCCAGAACUCAUCCCCUUGUGUUGUCUGCACUGCAGCUCCUGGGCCCAGCAGACAGGGGCCACCCACCACAGGUGUCUGGGCAGGGUGAAUGUAUGGGGGGGGCACCGAGCGGGGAGCGACAAGGCCCCUGCAGGCUCUGUGUAUAUUUUGCUUUAAUUAUUUUAUUUUGUAACAAUGAUUCAUUAAUGAAGCACUUUAAAGCCCUCACUACGCUCAUGGGGGGCCAGAGAGCUCCCCAGGCGGAUUUGGGGUUAUUUUCUAACUGACCCAGAAGAGUUGGCCUCAGGGUGGGGACUCAUUGGCUCAAGGGGGCAGGGAUCAGGGCGUAUGGCUCCAGCUCCCAUCCAGCCCCAUGGAAGCCUGGCUGCAGCAUCACUGCAAGGGUUAAACAGCAGGGAGGCACAGGGACAGCAUCUCGAUCCUCCUUUGUGCCAUGUACAGCGGAGGGGUCCUGCCUGGGGCCCCAAGAGCCAUCAGGAGUGUGGGGGGGAUGUUAUGGAGUUUGUGGGGACCCCCGGUAUUCAGUUUCCUCUGUACGUUGCUUGCAUCUGUCUAUCAAGCCCCCACCCCUGCAGACUGGUCCCCCAUCCCCUGCGCCGUGGCCUUGAAAUUUCAUCUGUUAAUAAAAAAACAAAUUCUCUGA
Molecule: messenger RNA, 5119 nt
Organism: Pelodiscus sinensis (Chinese soft-shelled turtle)
Lineage: Eukaryota; Metazoa; Chordata; Testudines; Trionychidae
Source: RefSeq, a predicted model, not a curated record